UUUUGACAAACGAACAGGACAGGUGAUUUGUGUAUGAUUAUUGCGUUCGGAAGCGAAGCAAAAUAAAAUGCCGUAAUCUAUUAUUAAGUGUGUAUUUUGUUUAUUUUUCGGUGAGCUGUCCGUUCCGACUGCGACCGCGUCUUCACUAAAAAUAAUGUAACCGAUAUUGAGUAGUUAAAUUUGGACCGCAGGUAGCGAGGCCAACUAAUAUUUUAGCUACACGUUCGUGCGUAACUCCUCGCUAUUUGAACGUUUACAUUCCGUCUACAUUCGUUCUCAUAUCAUUCAGCUUAGGAUUAAGAGCUCCGCUUAAUUUAUAAUUGAGUAUAUCUAUGAAGAAACUGUAGAAAACUUAUUAACUAGUAGUUCAAGUUUGCCUUAAGACAAGUUGUAAAAGACAUGAAGAAUAAAUAUCGGAAUACAGAUUCGUCCAUUAAGGCGGGAGAUUUGAUAUUAACUGAGCAGCCCUUCGCCUAUGUGUUAUCUUCAAAGGAAAAGGGUUUCCGUUGUGACAAUUGCUUGGAAAAGGGCAAGGUGCUGAAAUGUUCCGGAUGCCAAUUUGUUCACUACUGUGGACGGUCGUGCCAGAGGGAUGCGUGGAAUGAUCACAAGUGGGAAUGCUCCAACUUAAAGAGGAUAGCUCCAAAAGUCAUACCAGAUGGAGCUCGAAUGUUGGCGAAGAUCAUUAACCGGCUGAAAAGAAGUGAUGGCAAUUCUUACCGGGCAUUCUACUCCGCUACCUCAUUCCGCAUGUGGAAGGAUUUGAUGUCGCAUUAUUCCGAUUUGAAAGCAGAUAAGAAGAGGAUGGAUCACUUCACUUCUCUCUGUGUGGUUCUAUACGAAUUCCUGAAAGACAUAUCAUUGCCAAAUACUGUUGAACUCAUGGGAAUUUAUGGGAGGAUGGUAAUCAACAGCUUCACCUUAUUGGACACGGACAUGAAUUCCAUUGGUACGGGUAUUUAUUUAGCGUGUUCCAUCGUCGAUCAUAGUUGCAAUCCCAACGCUGUCGCGACUUUCGACGGAAAGACCAUCUCCAUCCGAGCUAUCCAGGAUAUGCCUUGUCUGGAUUGGAAUCAGAUCCGUAUAUCCUACAUCGACCUGAUGAAGUCUCCAUACGACAGACAAACAGAGCUUCUGAAGAGCUACUAUUUCUUGUGCCAAUGUGACAGGUGCAUGGACGAAAACCAGCAUAAAGUUCUACAUGGUGCAAAAUGUCUGAACCGCGAAUGUGAUAACCCCGUCAAGAUACCUUGGAAGGAGAAUUGUGAACUGGUUCGAAAACCAGAAAAGAGUGACGACGAAUCCGAACCCGCACAAAAUGGCGACGCAUUGAAUGAUCAUGAUGAACUAGAGAUAAAGCAAAAUGGGUUAGAACAAGUGAUACACUGUACGGAGUGUGGGACAAAAUACACGGAGAAUCACGUGAAUGUAUUCAUCAAGACUAUGGAGUUUACUGAAAUGCAUUUGCAGAAUAUGCAAGAGACAUCUGUAGCAUAUGUGGAUGUUUGCAAGUAUUGUUUGGAGAGACAGGAGGGAGUGCUUCACCAUCUAAAUGUGAUGCAUGCUCAGACCUUGGACCACGCGUUUGACGCACUCAUACAAGUUCAACUCUGGGAGCUAGCGUGCGAAUAUGCUGAGAAAUUGAUACCUUGCUUCAAAUUCUACUAUGGCGAUCGACAUCCACUUCUUGGGCUUUUGCAUUUGAAGUAUGGCAAGAUUUUGCUGUACAAAACGGACUUACAAAAGGCUCUAGCACAACUAAAGUGCUCUCAGAAGAUUCUAAAAAUGACACACGGAGAAAGACAUCCACUUUAUAAAGACCAACUAUUACCUUUACUCACGCAAGCAAUGUUAGAAAAUUCGUGAAUUGAUUUGCAUUCUGUUCUUGAUUGUCAAUUAUUUUAACUAAAGGCUGUGUGUGCAAUAAAUUCAAUUAAGUUUAAA
Molecule: messenger RNA, 1944 nt
Organism: Pectinophora gossypiella (pink bollworm)
Lineage: Eukaryota; Metazoa; Arthropoda; Insecta; Lepidoptera; Gelechiidae
Gene: Smyd3
Product: histone-lysine N-methyltransferase SMYD3
Exons: 9
Coding region: 400-1866 (488 amino acids)
Cellular component (GO): nucleus
Molecular function (GO): protein binding
Source: RefSeq, a predicted model, not a curated record